GGAGCGGCGCCGGGUCGGGAGCAGGAUCGGGAUCGGGACGGGACCGGCAUCAUGGGCAAGUCGGAUUUCCUCAGCCCCAAGGCCAUCGCCAACCGCAUCAAGUCCAAGGGGCUGCAGAAGCUGCGCUGGUACUGCCAGAUGUGCCAGAAGCAGUGCCGCGAUGAGAAUGGCUUCAAGUGUCACUGCAUGUCUGAGUCCCACCAGAGGCAGUUGCUGCUGGCUUCUGAAAAUCCUCAGCAAUUCAUGGAUUAUUUCUCUGAGGAAUUCCGAAAUGAUUUCCUAGAAUUGCUCAGGAGGAGAUUUGGAACAAAGAGAGUGCACAAUAAUAUUGUGUACAAUGAAUACAUCAGCCAUCGAGAGCACAUCCACAUGAAUGCCACACAGUGGGAGACACUGACUGAUUUUACAAAAUGGCUGGGGAGAGAAGGUCUUUGCAAGGUUGAUGAGACCCCUAAGGGCUGGUACAUUCAGUACAUCGACAGGGACCCAGAGACCAUUCGCAGGCAGCAAGAGCAAGAGAGGAAAAAGAAACAGGACCUUGAUGAUGAGGAAAAAACUGCCAAAUUCAUUGAGCAGCAAGUUAGAAGAGGUUUGGAGGGGAAAGAACUGGAAAUGCCAGUCUAUACUGAACUGAACAGAGAAAACGAAGAAGAAAAAGUUACAUUUAAUUUAAACAAAGGAGCAAGUACUUCAGUCGCAGCAUCUUCUAAAACAAGCAGUGUCCUUGGACAGAAUGCACUGAAGAUGGUGGAGGGGGCAGUUAAAAGAAAAGAAGUAGCUCAUAGCUCUGGUCAGUCCAAAGAGAAAAAGAAGAAAUCUGCACUGGAUGAGAUCAUGGAGCUUGAAGAGGAGAAGAAAAGAACAUCUCGAAGAGACUACUGGUUACAGCCUGAAAUUAUUGUAAAAAUUGUAACAAAAAAGCUUGGAGAGAAAUACCACAAGAAGAAGGCAGUUGUUAAGGAAGUGAUUGACAAAUACACAGCAGUUGUGAAGGUGAUUGACUCUGGGGACAAGCUGAAGCUUGAUCAGACACAUCUAGAAACUGUAAUACCAGCACCAGGCAAGAAAGUGAUGGUAUUAAAUGGUGGCUACAGGGGAAAUGAAGGCAUUUUGGAGUCCAUCAAUGAGAAGAGGUUUUCAGUGACAAUAACAAUUGACUCAGGACCUUUAAAAGGGCGCAGAGUUGAAGAUAUCCAGUAUGAAGAUGUUUCCAAACUUGCCUGAGGUGCUAAAUCAUACAUCAGAGAAGAUUUUGGUUCUCAAAACCUUCUUUGUGACAUCUUUCAGGCAGACACAAGACUCUACCAUGUCAGGGUUUUAAUUGUGUGUGUAUGUAUUUAUAAUGUAUAUAGACAUUCAAAAACAGCAAACUUGAUUUAUUUAAAGAUAGCUAUUGAUUUUUUGUUACAUAAAAUGUUUAUGGAAAUAC
Molecule: messenger RNA, 1429 nt
Organism: Melospiza georgiana
Lineage: Eukaryota; Metazoa; Chordata; Aves; Passeriformes; Passerellidae
Gene: KIN
Product: Kin17 DNA and RNA binding protein
Exons: 13
Coding region: 52-1224 (390 amino acids)
Biological process (GO): DNA replication; DNA damage response
Cellular component (GO): nucleus
Molecular function (GO): double-stranded DNA binding
Source: RefSeq, a predicted model, not a curated record